This is a messenger RNA of Silurus meridionalis, 1122 nucleotides long. It is a transcript of the gene ecrg4a, whose product is annotated as ECRG4 augurin precursor a. The transcript has 4 exons. The record is from RefSeq and is a predicted model, not a curated record. The coding region runs from base 81 to 515 and encodes 144 amino acids. Gene Ontology annotation, biological process: anaphase-promoting complex-dependent catabolic process; central nervous system development; cellular senescence. NCBI's taxonomy places the organism in Eukaryota, Metazoa, Chordata, Actinopteri, Siluriformes, Siluridae.
CUCUCCCCUUCUCUUUCCCUCCACUGCACCCUGACCCACGACUGUAAACGAGUGCAGUCUGAGAAAAAGAAAAGGAGUCCAUGAUGAUGUACCCAAAACUUUACCUACGGCUGUUUACUUUCCUGGCAAUAAUAACUCUACUGGCUCUCUCAGAUGCAUCCAAGCAGAGCACUUUGCACAAAAUCCUGAAGAAGAGAGAAGUGGAGGGUGAGGUAAAGGCUGCAGAUGCUGUGGCAGUUCCUCCAUCCAAAGCCAAGCAGUUCCUGGCUUCUCUUCGAAGGCCUAAGAGGAACCUGUGGGACCGCAGUCGUCCUGAUGUGCAGCAGUGGAUCCAGCAGUUCAUGUAUAUGGGGUAUGAUGAGGCGAGACUAGAGACUGACCUGGCAUAUUGGAUGGACCAUGCUCGUUCCACAGAUCAGGGACGGCAGCAUCACUAUGAUGAGAAUUCUCCCAUGGGUCCUCGCUAUAGCACCUCUUACAGACACGGAGCAAAUGUCAACUAUGAUUACUAUUAGCUUUUGGCUUCUCCUCAGGAAUCAAUCCAUGUGAAUCAAUUGAAUGCAAUUCUGUGGAUGAGCAGAGCCUCUUGUGAUAAAGAAUUUUCUUCCUACUCAAAUAUUUUUUAAAUGCGAUUUUGAGUAAAUACUGUGCUUGUUUACGUGUUUUCUGGGUGGCUGCAAUUGUUUUUCCCAGUGCAUGGGGAAAAAACACUUUUUUGCCUGUACAUGCCUGAUUUCCUUCCCAGAGUAAUCUAAUCACAUACAUUAUUGAUUAUCUUGGUCACCUGUAAUGCAGUAGUUUGGUCAAUAAUCUUAUUGAUUAGAUGGACUCUAAUUAACUAAUAACUGCCUCUUCCUCUUAAUAAUCUCAGAAAAUUUGGAUAAUUUAUAAAGAAAUCUUUUUAUGCUUAGUGUAACAAAUUAUAAGCAAACUAUAUAAAAAAACAUCUAAACUCAAUCCUGUUUAGAUUGGUAAAGUUCACAAAACAUUUACUUCAUGGUGAAACACUUUUAUAUAAAAUGUCUGUUUUCCCCAAUUUCUUCAUGUGUGCAUGCAUUUCUGUUCAAUGAACAUCCUGAAGGUGAAGCAAGAACAAAUAAACUUGGGUUAUCAUAAUUAUCA